Molecule: messenger RNA, 5705 nt
Organism: Lucilia cuprina (Australian sheep blowfly)
Lineage: Eukaryota; Metazoa; Arthropoda; Insecta; Diptera; Calliphoridae
Gene: Sik3
Exons: 12
Coding region: 806-5389 (1527 amino acids)
Biological process (GO): microtubule cytoskeleton organization; intracellular signal transduction; protein phosphorylation
Cellular component (GO): cytoplasm
Molecular function (GO): protein serine/threonine kinase activity; tau-protein kinase activity; ATP binding
Source: RefSeq, a predicted model, not a curated record
AUCAAUUAUAUAGACUCUGCUUGCUAGAUGGAUUCAUUCGUCUCACAUAAUUUCACAUAAAUUGAUGGGAUUUUUUCGUUUUACGGCGAAAUCUUUUAAUUGAAAGUAAAAAUCACUUGUUAAUUUGUCUGACGUUACAUAUUUUUAUUCUGUAGUGAAGUGGUUAAAAAAUGUGAUAUAAAAAGUUUGAAAAAUAAAAGGAAAUAUUUACGCCAAGAAAAAUAUAAUAUUACAAAACGUAACAAAUGCUAAUCAGAAUUAAAAGUAAAUAAUAAAAUAUGGAAAAUUUUAAUCCAACUGUGAAUGAGUGUGUGAGCGUGUGAAGUAACAAGAAUGAAAAAAUUAAAAGAGUUUUAAUUCAAUUAUUAAUAAUAUUUUCGUAAAAAUAACAAUAAAAUAUUAAUUUUAUCUAUUAUUGGGGAAUAGUUAUAAAAAGGUUCAUCAAAUAGAUUCGCAAAUAGAAAUAAUUUUUAAAGGCAGCCUGCUCUGAAUUGAAGAAAUAUGGCCAUGCAAGUUGGUCAUAAUAUUAAAAAUAAUUUUGACUUCAAUACUCAACUAAUUCGGCUCCACGUUUACAAGACUUGUACGAACAUCAACAUUUGUAAAUAUUACGGUGAACGAUAAUAUUUUCGACAGUCUCUUCGAUAGUGGAUUGUUGUGAAUAGUAUGUGUUGACACCUCUAAGUGACCAGAGUAUUUUAAUAAGCAAAAAAAUCCAAUACACGUCCAUAACAUUCCAUCUAAUCUACAACGAAUACUAGCUGACUGCACUUAAUGUUACUGCUUCAAUUCAUCUAUUAUAAAAAUGGCAUCAUCUACGUUAAAGCAAAACUAUAAAGUUCCGUCUACUAGCAAAGUUUCAGUAGAUAAACUUCUACGAGUGGGAUGCUACGAUUUAGAGAAAACUAUUGGAAAAGGCAAUUUUGCAGUUGUUAAAUUAGCAUCAAAUAUUAUAACCAAAACUAAGGUAGCUAUAAAAAUAAUCGAUAAAACAUGUCUUAAUGAGGAAUAUCUUGCCAAGACGUACCGUGAAAUUUCAAUCUUAAAAAAACUUCGACAUAGACAUAUAACACGAUUAUAUGAAGUGAUGCAAUCUGAAACAAUGAUCUACUUAGUUACUGAAUAUGCUCCUAAUGGCGAAAUAUUUGAUCAUUUGGUAGAAAACGGCCGAAUGAAAGAACCAGAAGCCGCAAGAGUCUUCACACAAUUGGUAUUUGCUGUAGAUUAUUGCCAUUCAAAGGGCGUGGUGCAUCGAGAUUUAAAAGCCGAAAAUGUACUUUUGGAUAAGGAUAUGAACAUAAAAUUAGCAGAUUUUGGUUUUAGCAAUCGAUAUGAAGAAGGAAAUUUUUUAAGAACAUGGUGCGGAUCGCCACCUUAUGCAGCACCUGAAGUAUUUCAAGGUUUAGAAUAUGAUGGCCCCAGAGCUGACAUAUGGAGUUUGGGUGUUGUUCUAUAUGCUUUGGUAUGUGGUGCAUUGCCAUUCGAUGGUAAAACUUUAUUGGAACUUAAAAGUCGAGUCGUAACUGGAAAAUUUCGGAUUCCCUAUUUUAUGUCUCAAGAUUGCGAGCAUCUUAUUCGCAAUAUGUUAGUUGUUGAACCUGAUCGACGUUUUACCUUAAAACAAAUAAUUAAACAUAGAUGGUUAAGUGAAUGGAUUGCUGAAGUUGAAAGAGAAUGUCAUCAAGUGAGGCAGCCAUAUAAUUCGAAUUCAAAUACUUUGUCUCAAAGUAGUACUACUAUCAAUUGUACUGAAGAACUAUCAACUAUUUCUAAUCAAACAACAACCAACUCCACAUCAGUACCUAAUUUAGAUUCCGUUGUUAUGUCUCAUAUGUUACAGUUAUCUGGUUUAACUGCAGACAAAAUUGCCCAAUCCGUACACGAACAUCGUUUCGAUAAUAUUUACGCAAUUUAUUAUCUACUCUACGACAAGUUACAGCAAAAACGUAUAGAACACCAAAAAAUCAAUCAACAUGCUAGUAGAGCUAGAUCUCGUACCAGCAUAACCACUGGCGUGGUAGAUCGUUCGGAAAUCAUACAUCAAGAUACAAUAGAUCGAUUAAGCCCUAUAAACAAUACUGGUGUUAAUCAAACGGGCAUGGAAUAUAUGUGGUCAGAUAUUUCUGUGAAUUUAGAAAAGUAUGGUGAUAUUGACCUUGAUUGUAUACAGAGACAAAGCGAGAAUUUCAAUCAAAACCAAUUAUGCACAAACGUAACAUCAGUUUCUCAUGUGAGUGGAAACACCAGACGUCAUACUGUUGGACCCGGAGAUGUUGCUCAUGAACAAGCACUCCAAGACCCUAACGUUGUACCGUUAGAUUUCAAAAAUGAACCUCGAAAUAAUCAGCAACAUGCUGGGAACCAUCCUCCUAUAAAUUUACCCAUGUUACAAAAUCAACCCCUACAUUACUUAACCAUCAAAGACCAACACUUGCUAAAACCACCACUAGUUAUGGGUGCAACUGGAUCGUUUAAUCGGCGAGCUUCAGAUGGAGGAGCCAACUUACCGUAUUGUUUUACAACUGGACAACAACUAAACCAAACACAUCAGGAUCACAAUAUCCCCCCCGAUACAUUUUACAUAGAUCCUUGUGUCAAUGAGUUGACAGGUUCAAACGCAAAUGAGCAAUUUACAUCAGAUGUAACAUCUAUUAAAACUUCAAAUACUAUUCAGGAUGAGGGAUCUGACGAAAUACAAAGAUAUAUGAAGAAACGUGGUUGUACUAAACGCCACACCGUUGGUUGUACAGAAGAUCUUUCCGUGUCUCGCCACCCAGGUGAACAGCAGAACUUGCCUCAUGUAUCGGUAAAUUUAAAACCUCAGACGCCAACAGGAGUUAUUUCUCAAAAUGCUGGCUGUGUAGGUGGUGGAAUGCGUACGAGGCGUACAGGUUUACUUACUGUAACAGAAAGACCUCCCGUUAUAAGUCCUGAACUUAUACGUGAGGUUGAAUCACGUAUGAAUCGAAAUUAUUUGCCGCCAGCGCUAAAAUUACAGAGUAAUACAUCUGUUAGUUUAAGUCAGUCACCCCCAAAGUCCUCUGGUGGCCAUUCUUAUGUAGGCGGUACUUAUUAUAAUUCUUCACCAAUUAGUUCUCCAUACCCUACAGUGGGGUCUUCUCCAAUGUGUAAUCCGCCAACUUUAUCAUUAGCUUCGGCAUCUUCUGCCACUUCUGCAGUUAAUUACCCUAGUAGACGAAUUUAUGGCAAAGCUUGUAAAUUGCCACCUGUUCAAGAAGUUGGUCGCUAUAGUCCCGUAAGACGAGCAUCCGAAGGAUCUAAGACUCAAUUUCAAGGACCAUUGCAAGAAUGUCAAUAUCUACAAAAGGGUAUUGCACAACGAAAUUUUCUGGUAGCGCCUAGUCCACCGCUUUUAGAGAACUCAAUUAGUUUACCUGGAUCACCUAUACAUGGUAAACCGUCAAGUGCACAUAACAUCUUUCGUCGCAGCGGUGGUGGAAAUAUGUCGUCUGUUCACGAAAUAGAAAUUCCAGAAGAAGCGUUAAAAUCUAUAAUGCCUUUAUUAGACCAGUUAAUUAAAGAGCAGCGUAUAACCGUGGAAUUAGUGAAUAAGAUUUUGUUAACUCGACAAAUACCAAUGGAUUUAGCUGGACAUUUCGGUUUAUUGGCUCACAGUUCUGCGGCUAGUUGUGGUAGCCACAUAGAUAAUGUAGGAUCUUAUUUGCAACAACAAAUGUUUAGUCUUAGUGUUUCUCCCUUAUCCCUGCCAAAUUCUGCAAAUUCUAGUCACAUACAAAUGAGUGGUGUAGAUCAAACUAGCGGUGUUAAUAUGGCUAGUAGUGGCCCCUUAGUUCAGCAACAAAGUUCUCAAAAUUCAACAAUUUCUGAAGUAAACGCCAUGGAAGGUUUACAUUCCAAACAAUUACUUGAUAUAGGUUAUGCUCAACAAAGUGGAUUAAUCAGCACAUAUCCCGGCAUCGGUUCCGGUUGUCAAUCACCAGUUUAUAGUAGUUUCAGUGGAACGACAUCUCCGAAUCCCUAUGUGCCAAAUACGUCUUUGUUUUGUGGUAGCAGUCAAGGAGCCGGCGGUUCAUCCCCCUUGCAUCAAAUCACUAAAGGUAUAUCAUAUCUGACUACCGGCGGUGGUGGUUCUAUAACUCGAGGUACAUCAGCAGCAAGUGAAAUUACAAAUCAGCCUUUAGAUUUAUCUAUGGAUGUCUGCAACUCUGAAGAUUCGGAAACCCCACAGGGCUCAUUAACACCACAAAACUGGUUUGUACCGUCUUCGCCUUACUAUGAUUUAAAACCACUAAAUUUGUCACCAAUUCAACCUGUUAGAGUUGUUUCCACACCUCCAUCUUCUCCUAAUUUAUGUAUAAUACAGGAAGAAAAUGCUAACGGACAAAUGUGCCAUACAAUUUCUACUGGCACCCCUUAUGUCGGUUGUACUGGAGGUGUUACUCCAAAUACAUGUCCGGAAGUCAUAAAUUUAGGAGACGAUAGCACAUCUCCUGGCCAACAACUGUCACAUCCCCAAAUAUGUUUAACAGAUGUCCAAGGAAGUGAAAUCACUCUUGUAGCGUUAUCAUCAGAAAACAGUAGAGACAGUGAUUGCGAAUCAUUGGAUCAGAACAACAUGUCCCUAAUGUCAUUGCAAGGUUUAAUAAUUACAGAACCUUCUAGCGAUAUGCCAUCUAUAACAAGAGGCAUUGGGCGUAAGACUAGCUUGGAAACAGAUGUUAAUUCAAGUAUAUCGCAACCAUCAACAAGCUCCAAUCAACCAAAUGAUAGAAGAGGAAGCGAUAAAUCUUUAGGGUUUUCAGAUGACUCAUUAAGCAAUGAUUCUAACAAUCUCUCACCAUGUCAAGAACCAUCAGCUUCAUCAGGCUUUAAGUCUGAUUCACAUUCAGAAAUAGGUGAUCACACAGAGGGACAUUUGACUCCUGAUUCAAUGUGUGACUCACGCCGUAUGUCAGAAGAAAUGUGCUACGAAGUUCCAUUACCACAUGAAUGUUCAAAUUUGGAUACAACACGAAUAUUACAAAUGGUAAAACAAACUAUUGAUUCAACAAUGCCACCAAAAGGGUUCACCCUUCAUAGUGCAGAUGAUUUCACGACGACUUCAACAUCAUCUGCUACUAAUACAAGUAAUUGGCCAGAGACUAAGUUGAGCAGUGCAUCUACUGGUACAACUGAUUCUUCACAAUAUUCGGCGGAUAUGUCAACGUCUUCAACUGCUACAAAUUUAAGUUUGGAAUACUCUGGAGGUUUGCAAAUUGAAGUUCAAGUUUGUGAAGGUCGUAAUAGAGACAAUCAGACUACCAGUAAAGGCAUAAAACUGCGGCGCAUAUCAGGAGAUCAAUUUGAAUAUGGAAAGUUAUGUCAACAGUUAAUAAGUCAACUCACUAUGCAACAAGUAGCGGUUUAAAUAUAAAAAUAAUCCAUUGACAUCGCUUCAAACUACCGACAGUUAUUUUGUACUGAAUAUCCUGGCUCAAACUUUAAUUUAAUUAAAUACGUCAUCAGAUUAAAAGACUAUAGUUAAUUUAGUUAUUAUUCCAGUUUAUACUAAUAAAAUCAUUAUGUUUAGUGCAAUCAACUUGAUUAUCCCUCUGUACAAAUUCAAAUCUAUCAAUUACAUUGCCAUUAACGAAUUGAAAAAUGCAAAUGAUUAACUUGUUAGGUUUCAUGUACAUAGAGGGUUAACAAUUUGAAAUACUGAAAAGGUUGGAAACGAAAAUAAA